ACGACAACGAAAUAUUCAUGGAUCACAAGCAUAUCGCGCUCUAGAUAAACCGAACACCACCAUUGCCAAGUGCCAACGACCCCCACUAUCUCUCCACGCGCCGCUCUCUCUCCCUCCUCCAUGGCGAUCACUCUCCACCUCUGCCGAAUUCCGCCGCGUACCGAUCUCUUCUUCUCGGAGAGCCUCACCGGGAAGCCAUCUCUCAGUUUCCGGAAACCUUUCUCCGUCCGAUGCUCCGGGGACUCCUCUUCCUCCGCCGUCGAGUCCGACUUCGACGCCAAGGUCUUCCGCAAGAACCUCACUCGAAGCAAGAAUUACAACCGCAGAGGCUUCGGCCACAAAGAGGCGACCGUCGAGCUUAUGAACCGCGAAUACACAAGCGAUAUUAUUAAGACCUUGAAAGAGAACGGGUUCGAGUACACCUGGGGAAACGUGACGGUGAAGCUCGCCGAGGCGUACGGAUUCUGUUGGGGCGUUGAGAGAGCCGUGCAGAUUGCUUACGAGGCCAGAAAGCAGUUCCCCGAUGAUAAGAUCUGGAUCACCAACGAGAUCAUCCACAAUCCAACGGUCAAUAAGAGGUUGGAGGAGAUGAAGGUGGAGAACAUUCCAAGAGAGGAAGGGCAGAAGCAGUUUGAUGUGGUGAACGAGGGCGAUGUGGUCAUUUUGCCUGCUUUCGGAGCCGGAGUGGAUGAGAUGCUCAACUUGAGUAACAGGGAUGUUCAAAUUGUUGACACUACUUGCCCCUGGGUUUCCAAGGUUUGGAAUACUGUGGAGAAGCACAAGAAAGGAGAUUACACUUCGAUCAUUCAUGGGAAAUAUUCUCAUGAGGAGACUGUGGCCACGGCUUCUUUUGCCGGGAAAUACGUUAUAGUGAAAAACAUGGAUGAGGCAACAUAUGUGUGUGACUAUAUUCUUGGAGGUGAGCUUAAUGGGUCUAGCUCGACUAAAGAGGCAUUUAUGGAGAAAUUUAAAAAGGCACUUUCUCCUGGGUUUGAUCCGGACAGAGACCUGGUAAAAGUAGGCAUUGCAAAUCAGACUACGAUGCUUAAGGGGGAAACGGAAGAGAUUGGAAAAUUAGUAGAGAGGACCAUGAUGCGUAAGCACGGAGUGGAAAAUGUCAAUGACCACUUUGUGAGCUUCAACACAAUAUGUGAUGCAACUCAGGAGCGACAAGAUGCAAUGUACAAGCUUGUUGAGGAAAAGCUUGAUCUUUUGUUAGUCAUUGGUGGGUGGAACUCGAGUAACACCUCUCACCUACAAGAAAUUGCAGAAGAACGUGGAAUUCCCUCGUAUUGGAUCGACAGUGAGAAGAGAAUAGGCCCCGGAAACAGGAUAGCUUAUAAGCUCAAUCAUGGCGAGUUGGUCGAGAAAGAGAACUGGCUGCCUGAAGGUCCCAUCACAAUUGGAGUGACAUCUGGUGCCUCUACUCCAGAUAAGGUCGUCGAAGACACUCUUAUCAGGGUGUUCGACCUCAAGCGUGAAGAAGCCCUGCAACUAGCAUAAUCCAAGUUAGGCAUCAUCGCUUGAUAGUUAUAUAAGCAACAGGAAAGUGUACUGUAUCUUAUGUACCCUAGAAACGUAAUUGUUGCAUCUUGUAUGAUAUUAGGUCGAGGUUCCAUUGUUGUACCUUGUAUGUGUUAAUGUGCCUUGAUUCGAGACCUGUAAACUCAGGUCCAAAUUCCUCAUUUACGGUCUCGAUGUAACCGAAGUCCUACAUAUGAGAUGUCGCUUUCACGAUGGACAAAAUCUUGGGUGCAAUCAAGUUAUAUCUCCUAUUUUUAUCACGUGA
This is a messenger RNA of Pyrus x bretschneideri (Chinese white pear), 1789 nucleotides long. RefSeq names its product 4-hydroxy-3-methylbut-2-enyl diphosphate reductase, chloroplastic. Gene Ontology annotation, molecular function: metal ion binding; 4-hydroxy-3-methylbut-2-enyl diphosphate reductase activity. The transcript has 10 exons. Lineage: Eukaryota; Viridiplantae; Streptophyta; Magnoliopsida; Rosales; Rosaceae. The record is from RefSeq and is a predicted model, not a curated record. The coding region runs from base 121 to 1503 and encodes 460 amino acids. Gene Ontology annotation, biological process: dimethylallyl diphosphate biosynthetic process; isopentenyl diphosphate biosynthetic process, methylerythritol phosphate pathway.